UUCUGGACCCUUGUACACAGGCUCUGCUCGGAGUAAAGCAGGAGAACGCAGUGGAAAGUAUCUAGUAGUUAGUGAGUAGGACAUCCUAUGUAUGUGUUGCCCGGAGAAACGUGAGAAUGGCAGAUGACAAGGAUGUAUUGCGUGAUGUCUGGUUCGGGAGGAUUCCAACAUGUUUCACCCUGUACCAGGACGAGGUCACCGAGAGGGAGGCUGAGCCCUUUUAUCUUCUCCUGCCAAGGGUAAGCUAUUUAACCCUCGUCACAGACAAAGUGAAGAAGCACUUUCUGAAAGUGAUGAAGCAAGAGGAUGUCGAGGAGAUGUGGUUUGAAUACGAGGGAACACCUUUGAAAUGGCAUUACCCUAUUGGAGUGUUGUUUGAUCUACAUGCAUCGAACACUGCCCUACCCUGGAACGUCACUGUGCACUUUAAGAGUUUCCCCGAGCGGGACCUGCUUCACUGCCCAUCCAAUUCUGUGAUCGAAGCCCACUUCAUGUCCGGCAUCAAGGAGGCGGAUGCACUCAAGCACAAGGGCCAGGUGAUCAACGACAUGCAAAAGAAAGACCACAAGCAGCUGUGGAUGGGCCUUCAGAAUGAUAAAUUUGACCAGUUCUGGGCCAUGAAUCGAAAGCUGAUGGAAUAUCCAACUGAGGAAGGAGGCUUCCGGUACAUACCUUUCAGGAUAUACCAGGCCAUGAGCGAGAGGCCUUUCAUUCAGAAGCUCUUCCGGCCAGUGUCCUCCGAGGGUCAGCCCUACACACUGGGAGACCUUCUGAAGGAGACGUGUCCCUCUGCCAUACCCCAGGACGAUGAGCCAAAGCGAUAUCAGGUGGUGAUCCACGGCAUCGAGCCCAUGCUGGAGACGCCCGUCCAGUGGCUGAGCGAGCACCUGAGUCACCCGGACAACUUCCUCCACAUCAGCAUCCUCCCGGUGCCCAGCGACUGAGAGGCCGGCGUGGGAAACCCCCCCCUGGGAGUGACCGAGAGAGAGAGGGAGAGAGAGGGAGAGGGAGAGGGGGCAUCAUCGCCUUGUUUGCCUGAUGACCAGGGGUUGUUUGGACGGAGCCGCCGUGUUUGGUCUCUCUCGGGCGGAGGGCGAAGCCGUGACAGGUCUCUGAUGGGGGGGGUGGGUGGCAUCAGCGAGCGUGAGGACUCAGUGUGAGAUCACCCGCUCUCCACCUCACAAGCAGCACUUUGAAAAACUUUUCCUCUCUCUCUCUCUCUCUCUCUAUCCCUCUCUCCCUACCCCCCCCCCCCCCCCCUUCUUCUUUUUUCUCACAUCUCUGCGUCACGACGUCGUUGACUCCUUCUCUGCAUCCCCUGGUUGAAGAGGGCGAGGCCACGCCGACUCCCUCCCUCCCUCCCAGCCAGCAGAAGAGAGGCAGAGGGUGCUAUCGGACGGGACGAGCUCCACUCCUCCCUGGUGCAGCUCCUGUGCUGCUCCUCCUCCAGCCCUCCUCUUCCUGGGGUCAGCUGGAAGGGCAGGGCUGCGAAGGAAGACUUGUGGAAAGACUUUACAACAAAAAAAAAGAGACUGCUUUCAGUACUGCUGUGCUGCCUAACCUCUGUGCUGUCUCUCCCUCCUUCUCCCGGCCGCACUCCUGACAGACACACAGACAGACAGACAGACAGACAGACAGCCUCAGACAAGUGGGAUUCCCCAUUAAUGUUGCCUUAGUGUCUUGAUUCCCACUCCACAUAUGCACACACACACACACACACACACAGACAGAUGCAGUUCCACAGCGGACAACACAAAGCUUUCUCUGACUAAGUGUGGUCACGCUUGUCUCUUUUUUUCUUUUUUCUUUUUUUUGUACUUUUUUUAAAACUUUUUUUUUCUCAUUUUUCUCCCGUUCUUUUCCCUUGCCCACAGCAAAGAGAAGUUAUCUCACUUAUCUGCCACAGCACACACACACACACUCUCUCUCUCUCUCUGUUUCUCUCUCUCUCUCUCUUCUCUUCUCUUCUGACUUCUCCUCUCUAAUUUGAGUGUAAUUUACUUCCCGGUCGCCUCAGAUCUCCUCUCUCAGAUCGCUGUUAAUUAUCUGUCGGAAUCCUGUUUGUCGUUAAACGCGACCGCUAAACUGAGGCGCUCGCUGCCAAAUCCUGACGGGGGGUUGAUUAGAGGCAUCACUCAUAGUCCUGCCAUGGGGGGGGCGGGGGGGGGUGGCGUGGCGAGAGAGGUGUGAAAAGUUGGAAUGGAAUUCGCCCGUGUCUGUGUCGGCGCCUCUCAUGUCAUGGGUAGACACACACACACAUGCACGCACAAACACACACACACACACACGCGUGCCCGAAGUCGAUUCAAGCUGAAGGGGAUUUUUUUUAUUUUAGGACCCCUGAGCUUGGUGGUGAUGUCACAACCAUCUCCACAUGGCACACAUGACUUCCUCUGCGUGUACGUGUGAGUCAGUGUGU
Sardina pilchardus (European sardine) is the source of this 2419-nucleotide messenger RNA. RefSeq names its product ATG5 autophagy related 5 homolog (S. cerevisiae) (gene atg5). The transcript has 8 exons. The record is from RefSeq and is a predicted model, not a curated record. Gene Ontology annotation, cellular component: Atg12-Atg5-Atg16 complex; cytoplasm; phagophore assembly site membrane. Gene Ontology annotation, molecular function: Atg8-family ligase activity. Gene Ontology annotation, biological process: autophagosome assembly; C-terminal protein lipidation; nucleophagy. The coding region runs from base 117 to 944 and encodes 275 amino acids. Lineage: Eukaryota; Metazoa; Chordata; Actinopteri; Clupeiformes; Clupeidae.